Molecule: messenger RNA, 1542 nt
Organism: Ramularia collo-cygni
Lineage: Eukaryota; Fungi; Ascomycota; Dothideomycetes; Mycosphaerellales; Mycosphaerellaceae
Product: related to trichodiene oxygenase cytochrome P450
Exons: 4
Coding region: 1-1542 (513 amino acids)
Molecular function (GO): oxidoreductase activity, acting on paired donors, with incorporation or reduction of molecular oxygen; heme binding; iron ion binding
Source: RefSeq, a predicted model, not a curated record
AUGCUUGCUGACAUAUUGACCUCGUCUGGCGCUCUCUUGAUCGUUGCGUCUGUGGUAGCUUUCACGCUGCUAUGUGCUGCAUGUGCGGAGAUCUUUUGCCCAGGAUUGCUGCCAAGAUACUUCCAAGAUAUUCUCUCCCAUGUCAUCGAUCUCUACCUCUGCCGUCGAUAUCCCACCAGGAAUGAACACGGUGCCGAAAUACCAACGUGCGCCUAUGUAUGRCCGAAUGGACAAGGGGACGUCRCAAAAUUCCUCGAAGGAGCUGAGAAUUCUGCAAUAUGGGAGAAAUCACAUGGCCCUGUAUAUCGAAUCUGGGCAGGAAUGUCUCCCGAGGUCGUUUUGACACGGCCUGAACAGCUGAGGGCGGUGUUUGCUGACUCGGACAAACACUCCAAGGCUCUCAACAACGACUCUGGAUACUUGAUGAGCCAGCUGUUGGGCAAGUGUGUUGGUCUGAUCAGUCCACCUUCUUGGAACAGGGUUAGGGCGGCCACCGAGACGCCUUUCUCUCACGGCUCCGUCAUGUCUCGCGUUCAUUCCAUACAGCAUCUCGUCGAAGAUCACUUUGCAAUGCUCUAUGAGAAGUCGGACCUCAGUCGUGGCUUGAUCCAUCCCGCACAAGACCUGAAGAUGCUGCCUUUCUGGGUGGUCUGUGAUAUGUUCUAUGGCUCUCUCCCAGAGGAGAUGAAGACAAGAAUUGGUGAUCUCGCCUCACCUCGAGAGCAGCUGAUGAAGUAUGUCAUCCGUGGCGGCUUUUCCAGGUUCUCCUUUUCGCAAUGGCUGCCGACAAAAGCCAAUCGGGAGUUGAAUGACUUCAAAGUCAAGUGGAAGCAACUCAACCUGGACAUUGCCUCCUUUUGCGAGACACAUAGCCAGGACUCGCCUAUCCUCGCGAUGUGGGAGAGCGUGCGUCAAGGGGUUAUGACGGAAGACCAAUUGCUACAGACUCUGGAUGAGGCUUUGUUCGCCAAUCUGGACGUAACAACAGGAGGUUUGUCUUGGAAUCUGGUCUAUCUGGCCGCUUAUCCAGAGGUGCAGAUGAAGCUUCGAGCUGAGGUUGAGGAUGCCGUUUCAUCGAACAAACUGACAGAGUACCUGCAAAAUUCAACAACAUUGCUACAAGCUUGCAUCCUGGAAUCAAGUCGCUUGRAGCCACUGGCGGCAUUUUCGGUCCCUCAGUCUGCUCCAACUGACCGAGUGGUGGAGGGCUAUGUGAUUCCUGCCCACACAAACUUCGUCGUGGAUUCCUAUUCGCUCAACAUGAAUAAUGAUUACUGGGGACCAGACAAUCAUACGUAUCGGCCGGAGCGAUUUCUUCAGAGAAAUAACACAGAGUUGAGAUACCUGUUUUGGAGGUUCGGAUUUGGUCCGCGACAAUGUAUGGGCAAGCAUGCCGCCGACCUAAUUAUUCGGGCCACUUUGGCUCAUCUGAUGCAAAACUACACGCUUUCUAUGAUCGGAUCACAGGACGAGUGGGUACAGGAUAAGGAAUCAUGGAUCACUCAUCCAGAUUUUCAGAUUACCUGUGAGCGACGCAAGUAG